UGGAUGAGAGAGAGAGAGAGAGAGAGAGGAAGGCGUGAGCUCCUCUCAGUGUCUCUCUCUAUCUCCAUGCCUACAUUUCUGUAACAUUUACAUGUUGCGGUUUGUUUACUGUGUAUCGUACAUUAUCCAGGAUUCCUUCCGCGUUGCUGUUUUAUUGGUUCUGCUCUCUGCUUUGGAGAUUCCCCGCAUAGUCAGUGUGUAACUGGAGACGGAUUAGAGGAAGCGCCAUUGGGGAAAGAGGAGCUAAGCGCCGCUCAGAUGAGGUGAUGGGCUCCGAGAUGCUUUCAGACUGCCCUCGAGGUGACUGGAUGGCGAGGAUUAGAGGAAUGGAGAUAGACGUCCGCUUCCGUUAUUAUUUCCAGCACCCAUGGUUGCGCCUGGUUGUAGCCUACCUCGUCACCUUCUUCAACUUCCUCAUCUUUGCUGAAGACCCUGUAUCCCACAGCCAGACAGAGGCACACAUGAUAGUAGUGGGAAACUGUUUCUCCUUCAUAGUGAAUAAGUAUCCGGGUGGAGGGUGGAACUUUCUGAAGGUGUUGAUGUGGAUACUGGCGAUUAUCACAGGACUCAUUGCUGGGAAGUUCUUCUUCCAUCGGAGGUUGUUUGGGCGGUUCCUACGACUGAAGAUGUUUCGUGAGGACCAUGGCUCCUGGAUGACCAUGUUCUUUAGCACUAUCCUUUUCCUGUUCAUCUUCUCUCACAUCUACAACCUCUUCCUCCUCAUAAGUGAAGGCAUGAGCGCUCACAUGGUCACGGAGUACAUGGGCAUAAGGAAUGAGAGCUUUAUGAAAAUGGCUGCCGUUGGUACGUGGAUGGGAGACUUUGUGACUGCGUGGAUGGUGACAGACAUGAUGCUGCAGGACUCACUGUACCCGGACUGGGGACGAACAGCUCGUCGCUUCUGGAAACAGGGCAACAACAGAAUCGUGCUGUUCUGGACAGUGCUGUUUUCCCUGACCUCUGUGGUGGUAUUGGUUAUUAGUACAGAUUGGAUUAGUUGGGAUAAUCUGAACCGAGGGUUCUUACCUAGCGAUGAAGUGUCUCGAGCCUUCCUCGCCUCCUUUAUUCUUGUCUUCGACCUCCUCAUCGUCAUGCAGGACUGGGAGUUUCCCCAUUUCAUGGGGGAUUUGGAUAUGAACCUACCCGGCUUGUCUACAACUCAGCUAAAAUUUAAACUCCCAGUCUGCAAGCGGAUCUUCAAGGACGAGUAUCACAUACACAUCACAGCCAUCAGCAACAUCAAGUUGCCAACUCACUGAACCAAAAAGCUCACCUAGUUCUACAGUGUCUCAGAAGUAAAUCCCCUGGAGUUUCUCUCUGUGGUUAUCAGGGGCUGCCAACACUUUGUUUGCACUUUUUUGUGCCAGACAAUGUGCAUGUCCCAGCUAUCAACAGGAUCAAAGUGGAAGCCUGAUGUCAGAUAUAUCCAAGUAAAAGUAAAAACACUAAAUCUGAACAGAAGAACAUAACUAGUUUCCACGAAGCAUGGUGGCAAAACAGAAAAACACCCAAAAUUGUGUGAACUUUCCAGAACCCUCACAGCAUCCAAUGUUGUACAUUUGUAUGGUUAUUGUAUGAACUAUGAAUGUGUUAUCGUUUCUUUUUCAUUGCACUAUGCAUAGAGCAAGGCAUCUAUGUCAUGUUUGACGUGUCAUGGUAUCCCAAAUCAUGCUUGGAACCAUAAACAUACAACAGUUUCUGAUAUAUGACACCUUUGUAAACUUUAAGUUGUAGCCAGUCUGCAUCCUCUGAAAAAUAAUAGCUGGUGAGACUGAUACUCGUCAUCACACAACAGUUAUCUUAAAGACAUUUUGAUGGAGGCUUCUAGAUAAAAAUUUGUUUCUUAGAAUGUCAACAGUGAAGCUAAUGCCCAUGUCUAAAAUUAUUUUGUAAUCAAAAUGUAUUAAUAAGUAGUUUUACUUAGUGAUAGGUUAUUUCCCCAAACACAUAGUUUUCAUUUACCUGGGGGUAAGCCGGGUAAGCCAGAUGCACUGCCUGUUUGGGAAGUUUAACUACACUCCCUUAUGAACCUGAUCGAGAUGAUGCCAAGAGUGUGUCAGAAAUCCUGUUACAAAUCCAUCCAUCCAUCCAUUUUUUGGGAUCUCGGGGCACAAGGCAGGGAACACCCCAGACGGGGUUCCAACCCAUUGCAGGCACAAUCGCACACACAAUCACUCACCCAUUUGUACACUAGGGACAAUUUGGAAAUGGCAGUAAGCCUACAGUGCAUGUCUUUGGACUGGCGGAGGAAAUGAGAGUACCCGCAGGAAGCCCCCAAAUCACAGAGAGAACAUGCGAGCUCCCCACACACAGGGUGGAGAUGGAAUUCAAACCCCCAACCCCGGAGGUGCGAGGCAAACGUGCUAUUUAACAGUGUCAAUGUCUUCAUCGUUAUUCUAAAAUAAAACCAGAAUCGCAUUUUAUUGGCCAUUUAUAAAACGGAUAAUUUCAGUUCUGAAAUCUGAUUGGCUGAGCCGUUUUCAAAGACGUUGCAAAUACCUCGAUAUACACAUACCUGUGACUGCAUCACAGUCAUUGAUUUAUGUAAUAAUGCACCAGGUUUUCAACCAAUAAAAAAUGUACAGUUGACAAGCCAUUGUUCUGUCCAUACAUUGUGUCCAUACAUUUUGAGGGAACUGACUGUUCAUAAAUGUGCUUGCAUGUGGAAAGAAUCGUUUUCACUGUCUGGUGUUUUUGAUGAACAUUGAUCUAAAGCACCUGCUGGAGGGAAGGAGUUACAAAUAUGUGGAGGUCUGGCUGCGGGGAGUCAAUAAUAUUUUUUUUCUACCAACUUCCUGGCUCUGGAGAAGAACAGAUCCUUGUGGGAGGGGAGGUUGCUUCCUAUGAGUUUUUCAGCUGACCUGAAAAUACAUUGCAGUCUCUUCAGCUCAUUACUGGCUGCAGAGCCAAACCAGACUGUUAUUGAGGUGGUGCGCACGCUCUCAGUGGUGGCUGUGUAGAACUGGGUCAGCAGCUCAUGUAGUAGGUUGCUUGCUGAAAUGUCACGAGAAGUAUAUUCUCUACUAAACCUUUUUGGCGGUACAGUCAGCAUUGGCUUCCCAUGUAGAUAGUGGUCCUUGGGAACUUGAAUGUCUCCUCUGCCAUCACAGUCUUGUCCAGUAUGAUAAUUGGAGGUAGUGAUGGGGUACCUUCUGAAAUCCAGCUCCAUCAUUUUGAGCAUGUUCAGCUCUAUGCUGUUGUGACUCCAGCAAAAAACAAUAGAAGUAUCCAGUGUUGAUGGUUAGAGUUUCAGAUGUGAGGGUCCUGCUGCUUCGUACCACUCAGAAAGGUUGGUGAGCCAGUUACAGGUGGAGGCUGCUAUGCUGAGAAGAAGAGCUUGGAGUGGAUCAGACCUUGAAUGAUUGUAUUAAAUGCCGAAGUAAAGCAGAGGAACAUAGUAAAAAUGAAGAAAAAUUAUCCUAUUACUGGAAUCUAAGCUGCUCACACCUGUUUCUGAGGUGUGCAUGGAAUUUCUACCCACAGUAUCUAGACUGCCAAUGAUCAACUUCAGAGUUUUCAGCAGUAACUUUGGCUGAUAUCUUAUUUAUCUCAGUAUGCCUUUUUCUGUGACAAGACGAGGGCAUAUGAGAAACUGAUGUUUAGGACGAGCUCCUCUGGAAUCUGUGCACAAACAUAACUCAUAAGACUUUCUUUGAAAUCUAAUGACCAGCAGCUCAAUAGACUCCACGGCUCGACCUCUCAUUCACCAACAGAGGACAUACUACUGUAUCUGAACUUAAGUAUAAAGCUUCUCUACUGACCUUCCCUAGUGUUGGUGUAGUAGUAUAGCUAUAAUUACCUCAUUUAUCUUCAGGGUCCAUAUUACCACUGCUCGCUGUACUCCAUCAUAUACUGUAAUAUGAAUAUAGAACGAGAAUAUUCUCUCUGAAUGUACAGUGUAUUUGCUUUACUGCCUCCUUUCCCUGCUGCUGUCCUAUUUUCCAUUCUACCAUUUUCUUUCACAGAUUUUGUACAUAAAAUAUUUUACUUGUGUAUUUCUCUUUUAGAAAUAAAGUUUAAGCAAACCUCAAAUUAUUGUUAGGGUGAAUUAUGACUAUCAUCAGGUUUGUUUCAUUUGAAGUACCAUUGACUAAUGACACUGUUAUUGGAAUUGUGAAAACUGUUAAUGAUUCUGAAUAUCUAAUUGAAUAAUGAAUCCGCACUCCUAUGUUUGGUGCAUCACUUCAUUUGGUUUCAGUGAAACCUAACAGAGUGCUCGUAUAAAAGAUUAUUAGCCGAGAGUUAGCAAAACUCUUCUAAGAAUCUGCCCUUUUUAAGUCUAGUGCACCUUCUUUGUCUUUUUGAUAGCUAUUGUGGGAAUGGUCUUUAGUUCCCUCAUGCACUGCUUAAUGAACCGCAUACUCAACAAUUAGCAGUUCAGUGUUAACCUUAAACCUUAAUGUGUUGCACUGCAAUUCUCUUUUAUGAGAAUGAUCUUGCAUUACUAAAUGUAAAACAAGUAUAUUAAAAAGUAGACUUCUGAAGUGUUCAUUUCCGAUCUUUCCUGAAUGAUUAUUCGUUUCAUAAUCAACAUGUACAGGCUGAUUUGAGGCUUGUGAGUCAGUUGACCACUGCCUUCGAGGAUGAAAGCAUGUACGUGUAAUUACUCAUUUCUCUUCUCGAGCAAGAUAACUGCUCUUUUAGGUGUUUAUAGCAGUUCAUACACUUUAUUAGGAACAUUUGUACACUCAUUCACGCAUUUAUCCAAUCAGCCCAUCAAGUAGGAGCAGUGCACGAGCAGUCUUUUCCAAUCUUCAUUUGUCUAAGUUCAGGUGAGUCUGUGUCCAAUGUAUCCUCAGAUUCCUGUUCUUGGCUGACAGGAGUGGAACCUGAUGUGGUCUUUAACUCUUGUAGUCCAUCUGUCUCAAGGUUCAGCCUGUUGCAGAUUUCUGUACACCACAGUUGUAAAAAGUGGUUAUUUGAGUUUUAGUCGCUUUUCUGUCAGCUUGAAGCAGUCCAUCCAUUGUCCUCUGACACCUCUUAUCCACCUGCAGAACUGCCUCUCACUGCAUGUUUUUUGUUGUUGUUUUUCACACCAUUCUGUGUAAACUCUGUAGACUGUUGUGUGUGAAAAUCAGCAGUUUCUGGAAUCGUCAACCCAGCCUGUAUGGCAUCAACUGUCUGAUAUUAACAAGAACGGAAGCUCUUGACCUCUGCAUGGUUUUAUGCAUUGCACUGCUGCCACAUGAUUGGCUGAUUGGAUAAUUGCAUGAAUGGGCACGUGUACAGGUGUUUUCAUAAUAAAGCUGUGAUUGGGUCUUUCAGAUGACUCUUUAAUUUUCUUUA
Molecule: messenger RNA, 5286 nt
Organism: Ictalurus punctatus (channel catfish)
Lineage: Eukaryota; Metazoa; Chordata; Actinopteri; Siluriformes; Ictaluridae
Gene: tmem117
Product: transmembrane protein 117
Exons: 8
Coding region: 267-1259 (330 amino acids)
Biological process (GO): intrinsic apoptotic signaling pathway in response to endoplasmic reticulum stress
Source: RefSeq, a predicted model, not a curated record